AUGAUGAUGUUCGAAGACAUGGGCAUGGGCUUCUGUGGCGACCUCGAUUUCUUCUCCUCCCCUGCCCCCAUGAAGGCGCCCGACACGUGCCAGAUCCAGCCUCAGCCCGAGCCCGAGCCUGACCCAGCCGACGACGAUGACUACACGGACGACGAGAUCGGGCUCGACGAGCUCGAGCGACGGAUGUGGCGAGACAAGAUGCUCCACAAGCGUCUCAAGGAGACGAGCAAGGUGAAAGAAUUGGGGCCCGACUCGGCCAAGCAGCGCCAGACCCAGGAGCAGGCCCGGCGCAAGAAGAUGUCACGGGCCCAUGACGGGAUCCUCAAGUACAUGCUGAAGAUGAUGGAAGUCUGCAAGGCCCAAGGGUUUGUGUACGGCAUCAUCCCCGAGAAGGGCAAGCCCGUGAGCGGUGCCUCCGACAACCUCCGCGAGUGGUGGAAGGAUCGCGUCCGCUUCGACCGUAACGGCCCUGCAGCCAUCGCCAAGUACGUUUCCAACCACCACGCUGGCGGCCCACGGCGGCCACACGAGUCGGCCCCUACACACCACACUUUGCAGGAGCUCCAGGACACGACCCUCGGCUCUCUCCUGUCGGCCCUCAUGCCGCACUGCGACCCGCCUCAACGCCGAUUUCCCCUGGAGAAAGGGGUCCCGCCGCCAUGGUGGCCGACUGGGGAGGAGGAGUGGUGGAAGCAGCUCCCGGAACAGGGCGGGGGCCCGCCGCCUUAUAAAAAGCCCCACGAUUUGAAGAAGGCGUGGAAGGUUGCGGUAUUGACUGCCGUCAUCAAGCACAUGUCCCCUGAUAUUGCCAAGAUCCGGAAGCUCGUGCGCCAGUCGAAGGGGCUCCAGGACAAGAUGACUGCCAAGGAGAGUGCCACAUGGCUCACCAUCGUUAACCAGGAGGAGGCCCUGGCCCGCGAGCUCUACCCCGACCGCUGCCCCCCUGAUGGCACCGGCUUGUUCUCCCUCGAUGAUGCCGGAGAGUACGAUGUCGAGCCGGCGGCCAAUCAGGAGCAGAAGCCGGCCCCACUCAGCCUCCUAAAUAUCGGGAUGGAUAGUUUCGCGAGAAAGAGAAAGCCUGGGAAUGAAUUGAGUGAGAUCCUGGACCACAAGAUCUACACGUGUGAGUUUUUCCAGUGCCCGCAAAGCGAGGUUCAGCGCGGGUUUCACGACCGGGCCACGAGGGACAAUCACCAGCUUUCUUGCCCUUACAAUAAGCGUAGCUCCUCUUUCGGGGCUUUGAAUUUUAGUGUGAGCGAGAUGAAGCCUGUUGUUUUCCCUCAAUCUUUUGUUUUCCAGCCGAAGCAGGUGAACACGAAUCCAAACUUGAUUGAUUUAACGGGCCUAGGGGUUCCGGAGGACGGGCAGAAGAGGAUCAGCGACCUUAUGUCCUGCUAUGAUACUAAUUCCCGCCCGGGAAACAAGAUUUCAAAUGAUGCCCGGAAGAGUUGUUUAAAGGAGCAGUCUUUUCAGCAAUGUGAACUGGCGAUGGUUUUGGAGGGAAGCAAUGUGUUCGACACCAACAAAUGUAGUAUGGCCGGUAACGAUCACUCGUUUUUCCGCCCUGAAAAUCGGUUGGAUCAGUGUAGGGCUGUGAAUCCUCCGCCACUAAGCACCGGGUCAAGUGAGACUUUCCAGUUUGGUUUUGGUCCACAACCAUUCAAUAUGCCAUCCAUUGAUUAUGCAAACUGUUUUGAUGGGUUCUCAAGCGAUAAUAACAUGCCGAGGCAGGAUGUUCCGAUCUGGUACUAA
This is a messenger RNA of Striga hermonthica, 1752 nucleotides long. NCBI's taxonomy places the organism in Eukaryota, Viridiplantae, Streptophyta, Magnoliopsida, Lamiales, Orobanchaceae. The record is from the annotation of a GenBank genome assembly.